This is a messenger RNA of Uloborus diversus, 1262 nucleotides long. It is a transcript of the gene ago, whose product is annotated as F-box/WD repeat-containing protein 7-like. Gene Ontology annotation, cellular component: nucleus; cytoplasm. The record is from RefSeq and is a predicted model, not a curated record. Gene Ontology annotation, biological process: ubiquitin recycling; proteasome-mediated ubiquitin-dependent protein catabolic process. NCBI's taxonomy places the organism in Eukaryota, Metazoa, Arthropoda, Arachnida, Araneae, Uloboridae. Gene Ontology annotation, molecular function: ubiquitin binding.
UCUGUCGUCCGUAGUAAGAAUGAGAAUUCUCACGAGUAUAAUCAUAAGUUAUUUUACUUGUAACAUAUUAUAAAUAAGCGAAUGAUUUUGUGAAAUUAUCGUUCCAAAACGAAAUUAUAUUCUUUCUACUUGAGAAUUCUUAGCACUUAUAUUGUGUUAUUGUUUGAAGAUGUGUUUGAAACUUGAAUAAUGAUAUCUAGCUUGGAUACGAUUUGUCGACUAUUUCAUUUUACUAAAGCUUUAAGCAUUUGUCCCCGGUGACUGUAAGGUUUAUGCUGAGAAAAUUAAAUCUGUUGAACACUGCUUACAAAUCUCUGGAAUGUGUUGAGGAUGUAGCAAGUGACCAUGAAUUUGAGUCACCUAGCUGCAUCGAAUCGGAAUUUGAAGCGGAGGAAGAAAAUAUGGAUGAUAGUGAAGAUGCUAUAUCAGCUGAAGUCACCUCAUUUAAUGAAGAUGAAGAUGAGCCAUUUGAUGCUUCGGAACUUCUCAGUGGUGGUGAAAGCUUAAUUCUGAAAAGAAAGUCUGAAGCAUUAAGUGAGAAUAGUUUGAAGAAAAUGUGCAAGUCUGCAUUUAUUGAUGAAGACUCGAGUAGCCAAAAUGAUUCAGAUGUUUAUGUAUCUGAAAUUUCUGAAAGCCAAUCCUCUGUUCAAAGAAAGAUUAAGCCUGCAGUUACAAUACCUUGUCAUCCUGAGUUAGAAGCAUGGCUCUCAAAGUAUCAAGAAUGGAGCCCUACAGAACGAUUAACAGCUUUGAAUAAAUUAAUUGAAGUUUGUGAACCUGCUGAAGUUAGGCAUAUGAUGAAUGUUAUAGAACCUCAGUUUCAAAGAGACUUCAUAUCUUUGUUACCAAAAGAGCUGGCUUUGUAUGUUUUAUCUUUUUUGGAGCCGAAAGAUUUGUUAAAAGCUGCUCAGACUUGUAGGUAUUGGAGGCUGUUGGCUGAAGAUAAUCUUCUAUGGCGUGAAAAGUGUCGUGAGGAAGGCAUCAAUGAUGUCAGAGAAGUCCUCGGCAGACGUCGCUCUCGUUACAAUUUAUGUGCCAAUCUUAACAGUUCAAAUAAUGUAGUUACUCCUAGCCCAUGGAAAGCAGCAUAUAUGCGUCAACAUAAUAUUGAAAUGAACUGGCGGUGUAAUCCCAUAAAAGUGCCGAAAGUUUUGAAAGGUCAUGAUGAUCAUGUGAUAACUUGCUUGCAAUUUUCUGGGAAUAGAAUAGUCAGUGGAUCAGAUGAUAAUACACUAAAAGUGUGGUCAGCUAGUACAGGGAAG